GCCCUGCGCCUGGGAGCGCGGAGAUGCUCCUUCUCUUUGCUAUGAAUUCAACCUCACUCCUAAAGGACAGCCAUGGUGUAAAAUUCAAGGCCAGUUUAAUGGAAACACAUUUCUUAAUGAUACCUGUGGUAGCGAGAAGUUCGAACUCAUCAGUAUUCAGGAGAUGAAGGUGAAUGAAAGACAGGCCUGGAAUGAACAGACAGACACUCUGAAAUAUAUCGUGGAAGAAUUCAAAAAGAUCCUGCUUGACAUUAAACCAGGGAUGAGUACAGCUAUCGGGACAGGUCCUCUCUCCCUACAGGUCAUCAUGAUGUGUAAGCAGGAAUCCAGUGGACACAAGAGUGCAUUCUGGGAGUUUCGAUUGGAUGGACAGAAAUUUCUCCUCUUUGACGCCAUGACGGAAAGCUGGAUAUGGGAGCAUCCCCAAAGCGGCCCAUUAAGAAAGGCACUGGAUGGUGACAGAAAGCUCCUUGUUACGAUCUCACUUGGAGACUGUGUGAACUGGAUUCAACAAGUUUCAGGAACCCAGGGUGAAGUUCUGGACACAAAAGCUGCACCAAUCACAGUUCCCGCUGCAGCCACAACCACACCUACCAUAGCCACAGCUUCACCAACCAAGACCACAGACCGGUUGGAGACCUGGGCCAUCAUUGUCAUCGUAUCUGUAAUUGUCACCGUCCUGAUUAUCGUUUGCAUCAUCGGGUACCGUUACAGAAAAAGUUGGCAGAAGAUGCUCAAAUGCUGCUGGGAGUGUGGUCUAAUUCAAAACGUGUCUCCGCUGGUUGGCUGUCCUUCCACCUCCAGCUGUUCACCUGUUGACCUCCAGGAGCUGCAGUCCUUCCAGCAAAUGCAGAGACUUGCAGAAGGUCGUGAGGAUACAGCAGAUGCAAUGCUCAUGUCCUUUAGUCCAUGAGAUGUUUGGCACCUCUGCACGUUUUUCAACAUUUGGCUCCAUUUUCUCUUGGUGCCAAUUGUUAUAAUUCUUGCAUUUAGUUCUCCAGCUGCUUGAAGAAGAAAUCUAACCAGAGAGAACAUUUCCAGUCUCUCCUUUGGUUGUGGAAGAUGAGGUAGAUCUCUACCUCAGGAUCUUGUUGUAGCAAAUGAACAAGAUGCCCUGUGAGACUGCAAGGCCUCAGGGUUUCCUUCUCUGUCCUGGUCAAACCUCACCAUCUUUUAUUUUUAUUUUAUUUAUUAUUUGAUUAAU
Molecule: messenger RNA, 1204 nt
Organism: Myotis brandtii (Brandt's bat)
Lineage: Eukaryota; Metazoa; Chordata; Mammalia; Chiroptera; Vespertilionidae
Product: NKG2D ligand 1
Exons: 5
Coding region: 164-913 (249 amino acids)
Biological process (GO): antigen processing and presentation of endogenous peptide antigen via MHC class Ib; positive regulation of T cell mediated cytotoxicity; immune response
Cellular component (GO): external side of plasma membrane
Source: RefSeq, a predicted model, not a curated record